GACAUAAACAGAGAGCGAAGAGAGAACGGAGAGAAAGAGAGAGCCCGUCGCUCUUCUGCUCAGCCGCUGCUGUAGUGCAUAUCUUGUCCCAGCAGACGAGGAACGAGGUGUGGAUGGAAGUUUCCUGCUGGGGUGGGGAAGGUGGAGCGUUUGCGUUGUUUUUCCUUCGGCUUAUACGGGAAAGAGUGAACUUUGAUCUUGACUAACUGCCGGCAGAGCUGGGCUCGGUAAACGAUAGUGGGAGAGGAAACGCGAUAAGGGAAGAUUGCGUUCUUCUUGGGUGGUCUCUUCUUCUGUCGGGGUGCACUGAAGAAAGGCGAAGAUGAAGGGGUUGGCGGGAGCCUUUUCUUCGACAUUUUCGGCUGCAGCCGGCUCGGCUGCAGCGGUGGGAUCGAGGGCCUUAGGAGCAGGGGCAGCUGUAGCCGGCGCAGCGGGAUCCGCGGUCGUGGGGGUUGGCGCAGCUGCAGGCAGCUCAGCUCUGGCGGCGGGAUCUGCGGUCGUGGGGGCGGGAGCGGCAGUGGCCGGGUCAGCUGUGUCUGUGGGAUCUAAAGUGGUCGAGCAAACGGUCCGAGUUAUCUCCUCGGCACCCCCGAAGGAGGGAAUGAAGCUCGCGACGAUUCGCAUCAGCAUGGGAGACAAUGCGAACGAUGGAAUGUACGGCAGAGUGAGGAUGGUCAUCGUCGGUGAUGGCGAGGAAGACCCUGAGGGACCUCGCGCUCCUGCACAUAUCGCAGGCGAAAGAGACGGUUACGAUCUGGGUACGGGGUUGUGGAAGUUUGGCAGCACGGAGUCGGUGAGGAUCAACGAUCUUCCGAAGAACGUGAAUCCGACGGUCAUCCUUCUGUACAACGACUCGACGCAGGGGAGGCACUGGUACGUGAGGAGGGUGGAGAUCGAGACGGAAGCUUACAUGGCCGACGGGGGGGGGAACAACGGCAAGCUGAAGAAGUACGUGUUCCCCUGCUACUCGUACGUGCCCAACUCGAGCAGAGGCCGCGUCAUCUUCGAGGGCAGCUCUCGGCUCCCCUGGCAGACUCCCGCRAGGCUGAACGARCUCUAUCGGGGAGGAGCCUUGCACAAGCAGUUGGAGGUGUACCAGUUCGACCAAUACGACGAUCUGAGCAGUCCGCCGGAGCUGGUGGAUCGMGGCAGUCCCAACUUCCGGCCUCCGCUCCACCCGUACCCCAAGCGGCAGGCAUCCACGGUCUCCGGACAGAGUAUCGGGAUCCCGAUCGAUGACGACUUCGACUGUUCCAAGACUUACGAUUUCUUGUCGGAGUCGGUCAAGUCAAAAGCGAAGGCAGUGUUUGCUGAUCCGCUAUCGACGAAGUCCAGCAAGCCAUGGAAGAGCGUGAAAAAGCUCAUCGACGGACUGUUCGAAGGAGUCGGGGCUUUCCGCAAGCCGGUCGUACUGAAGAACGGGAUCGACUGGAAGUCCGAUAAGGAGUUCGGCAGACAGAGGCUCGCCGGCAUGAAUCCCAUGGAGAUAACCUUGAUCGAUACUCUGCCUGAAGGCUUUUUGGUGUCCGACGGCGAGCUGGGCGACGCCCUCCCCGAUGGGCUAACACUUGCCUCAGCGGUCGAGGCCCGACGCGUCUUCAUCCUCGACUUCUCUCUGCUUGAGGUUCUCAGGCCCAUCGUCAAUCGGCCUGCUUCUCCGGGGAAGGAGUUGCGGUACUUGUACGCUCCUCGUUGCCUGCUGCUCCGUGAUGAUGACGAUGACGUCAUCCCCAUAGCCGUCCAGCUGGAGAGAGGAGGGAAGGUGUACACGCGCGCCAAGGACACGAGCGUCGGAAGGUGGCAGUGGACUCUGGYCAAGGCUUACGUGGCAAGCGCUGACAGCGCCGUGCACCAGGUGGGUAGGCACUUUUUGGAAUGCCACGCAGUCUGCGAGGUUUAUCUCAUGGCUCUCCGCAGGCGAGUGUCCGAAUGGCACCCCGUCUUCAAGCUCCUCAUUCCUCACUUUCGGUUCACGAUGAGCAUCAAUUAUAGGGCGCGUACGAGUCUGAUCAAUGCUGGCGGCAUCAUCGAGUCCGUGUUCACUCCUGGGCCCAAGUGCAUGGCAGCCUCGGCCGAGCUGUUCAAGUCCUGGAAGUUCCAGGAGCAAGCUUUGCCUGUGAACUUGGAGAAGAGAGGAGUGGGCGACGUGGAUGUCCUUCCCUACUAUCCGUAUCGCGACGCCGGGAUGCUCGUCUGGAACGCGAUCCUCAAGUAUUGCCUGACGUACCUGAAGAUCUAUUAUGGCGAGGGGGAGAGCGCCAUGGAGGCGAUCGCGCGGGACGAGGAGGUGUCAGCUUGGUGGGCCGACGUGAAGCUGGGCGCCUCCAAGUCCGAGUUYUCUCUCCCCGACGCGGAGGAGUGGCCGGCGCUGCACACGGUCGAGGAUUUGGCUUUCAUUUGCGCGACCAUGAUGUGGACAGCCAGCGCCCAGCACUCCGCCGUCAACUUUGGCCAGUACGAUUACUCGGCGUUCUCGCCGAACAAUCCCUCRUGCAUGAGGAAGCCAAUGCCAGAGGAAGUAGAUGAGAGGGCGUUCAUGGACGUCCUGCCUCUUCCCAAGGAUCAGAUUACAGUGAUGAUGGUCGUGGACAUAUUGUCGAGGUUCUCGGACGACGAGGAGUACAUUGGGAGAACGGAUCAGACCGCCUUCGGCUGGUUAGUGGAUCCGGAAGCGCAGCAGGCKUACAAAAAGUUSUGCGACGAYCUUGACGAUGCARUGGUGGCCAUAGAGCGCAUGAAUCAGGAGAACAAGCCCAGGGGGAGACUGCCGUACGAGUACUUGUUCCCUCGCAACAAUGCCCAGGAGUUGUCUUUCUUGCACGACACCCCGAACGGGACGCGGGGAAUCCCCAAUAGCGUGUCCAUCUAGUGCAACGUAACUUUUUGGCUGUUUGUAUCCAGUAGAGAUCUGGGCUGAGGUGCGGAAGAGCCGUGUCGCAGAAGAGCGGUCGUCGCGUAGGUCGUUUUUUCCGCGGUUUUAGGGUUAGUUACAGUUCGACAGAUUGGUUAAGUUGAUGUUAUUGUGUAUAAGACUGGUGCCGCGCAAGGGGAAGGUCAAGUGGCUUUUUUCGGGCUUACGUUGUCAUACAGUCUCUCUAGGUUAUUUAUCAAGGGGAGAGAAGAUCGGAGUCUGUCUUGCACUUCGCGGUAGCGGAUUAGACGUUGGACUGAGUGGCUAGCUAGCUGUCAUUAUGUGUAAGACUGUUGCCGGACGUGAAGGUCAGGUCAGUUCGCUUUUUUCGGGUUCAUCUCUGUAGUUCAUUAAUGAAGGGGAGAGAAGAUGGGCGCCCAUCUUGUAAGUUGCGGUGGUGAAUUUUGAUGCGAUGGUCAUCUUUUCCGUUUAUUUAUUUAUUCUGCAACCGACGCUGUGUGUAUUGUGUUGUCGCCGUAUAUGCUGUCCGAAUACCGUACCCUCUCUCUGCUGCCCAGUCUUCCUGGUCAUUGACGUUCGGAAGCGAUUGCGAUAACCCUGACAAAGCAGCAAAGGCUACGUAGUCGAGCAGAGCUCUCUGAAAAUUAGGUGCUUUUUUAGUCUCUUUGAUGUAUGUAUGUGCGUGUGCCUCCUGGCCUCUUUUCGCAACGGUCAGGGCUGUCUCUGCUCAUUGUCUGUUUGAUGACUCAGAAUGGACUUGAUUAGGAUCACCCAACAGGUCUUCGGAAUGUCGACUGACUCGAGAACAGUAGGGAGUAAAGUUUUGGACUUGGUUCACCUACCAGCUCUUCUGACUGUCGAGAGACUCGAGAGACUCGGGAACAGCAGGUGGCAAUCGUUAACGUGGGAGUCGAGUUGUACAAAGAAGAAGAGCUGCCCCUCUGUUCACAAUGCUGGGAUGUUUUAUUGUGCAAGCGACUUUCUGCAGGUUUGAGGAACAACGGGAUGUCUAUCAUCAAGUUCUGAAACGUUUGGCGUCUGUGGAGCAAUGCUUGUCCUUUUUGGGUACGAUGCGGUUUAGGUCUCUAUCGGAGUUGGGGGCAGUACGAAAGUUUGAAGUCCCGAGAGCAAGAUGGAUUAUUUGACGUGUUGGAUGGAUUUGAACUCGUUACUUGCAAUUCACACAGUUCGAGAGCGCGACAAGC
Chara braunii is the source of this 4077-nucleotide messenger RNA. The record is from the annotation of a GenBank genome assembly. Lineage: Eukaryota; Viridiplantae; Streptophyta; Charophyceae; Charales; Characeae.